AUGGAGUUCAAGGGAUCCAUUUUGAUUAAGCUUGUGCUGCUGCUACAGUAUUUAUCAGUUUUCUGUGUUUCACAGGAUUUUGAUUUCUUCUACUUUGUUCAGCAGUGGCCAGGAUCAUACUGUGACACAAAGCAAAGUUGUUGCUACCCAACAACUGGGAAGCCUGAUGCAGAUUUUGGCAUUCAUGGUCUUUGGCCUAAUUACAAUGAUGGUUCAUACCCUUCUAACUGUGAUUCCAACAACCCUUUUCAGCAAUCUCAGAUAUCUGAUCUCAUUAGCAAUUUGCAAAGCAAUUGGCCCACACUAGCAUGUCCAAGCAGCAAUGGGAUACAAUUCUGGACCCAUGAAUGGGACAAACAUGGCACUUGCUCAGAGUCAGUCCUUAAGCAACAUGACUAUUUUGCAGCAGCUCUCAACCUGAAACAAAAUGCCAACUUACUCCAAGCUCUUACAAGUGCAGGAAUACAACCAGAUGGGGGGUCCUACAGCUUGAGCAGCAUUAAAGGGGCUAUAAAGGAUGCUAUUGGGUAUACUCCAUUCAUUGAGUGCAAUGUGGAUUCAUCUGGUAAUAGCCAGCUAUACCAAGUUUACUUGUGUGUGGACACCUCUGGAUCAAGCUUCCUUGAGUGCCCUGUGUUCCCCAAUGGCAAAUGUGGAUCAAAUAUUGAGUUCCCAUCUUUUUAA
This is a messenger RNA of Gastrolobium bilobum, 684 nucleotides long. RefSeq names its product extracellular ribonuclease LE-like. Gene Ontology annotation, biological process: RNA catabolic process. NCBI's taxonomy places the organism in Eukaryota, Viridiplantae, Streptophyta, Magnoliopsida, Fabales, Fabaceae. The transcript is spliced from 4 exons. The record is from RefSeq and is a predicted model, not a curated record. Bases 1 to 684 code for a protein of 227 amino acids. Gene Ontology annotation, cellular component: extracellular region. Gene Ontology annotation, molecular function: RNA binding; ribonuclease T2 activity.